Messenger RNA from Nicotiana tabacum (common tobacco), 1243 nucleotides. Its product is annotated as protein arginine N-methyltransferase 2. Lineage: Eukaryota; Viridiplantae; Streptophyta; Magnoliopsida; Solanales; Solanaceae. Gene Ontology annotation, molecular function: protein binding; protein-arginine N-methyltransferase activity. Gene Ontology annotation, cellular component: cytoplasm; nucleus. The record is from RefSeq and is a predicted model, not a curated record.
CUAAAACCUAUAAUUCAACGAUUGCAAUCUGCCCCUAAAACCCUCACACUCCGAAGUCCAAACUAAAGAAAAUCACCGCCAAAUAUUCCCAGAGUUUCUGCUCAGACAUGGCGGACGAAGAAGCACUCUGUGAAGCAGCUGGGAAUGGAAACAUCAACGAAAUCAAAUCUCUAAUUGAGUCCGGCGCCGAUGUCACCUACUUCGAUAAAGGCGGACUUACUCCGCUGAUGCACGCCGCCAAGCACGGCCACGCCGAGGUGGUAAAAGCUCUUCUCGAUGCUGGUGCCCCAUGGAAUGCCUUAUCUCCUUCAAAUGUCUCUGCCGGUGACUUCGCCAUGGACGCUGGUCAUCAAGACGCCUUUGACGUUCUUCUCAAUUCCGCAAUCCAGGCAGAGUUAAUCCUUGGGACAAUCGCAAGGAAAGAAAAUGCAAAGGGGAACUCAGAUGGGGACUAUUUAGAAGAUAGAGUUAGUUUCAGUGAAGAUAAGAUUAUGGAUGCUGAUAGCAAGGCUGUUAUGAUGGCUUGGGAGAAGCCAUUGAUGGAAGCUCACGCGAAGGCUGUCUGCUCAAAUGGUGGCCACAUACUGAACAUUGGAUUUGGGAUGGGCCUCGUAGAUACUGCCAUACAGCAAUAUGCGCCUUUGUCGCACACUAUCAUUGAAGCUCAUCCAGAGGUCUAUGAUCGUAUGAUACGCGCCGGGUGGGGUGAGAAGGAGAAUGUGAAAAUCAUAUUUGGUCGGUGGCAAGAUGUCAUUUCAGUACUUGAAUCUUAUGAUGGCAUAUUUUUUGAUACUUAUGGGGAAUAUUACGAAGAUAUGCGGAAAUUUCAUCAACAUCUUCCUAGAUUGUUGAAGCCUGGUGGUAUCUAUUCAUUUUUUAAUGGUCUAUGUGGAGGUAACCCUUUCUUUCAUAUCGUCUACUGCCAGAUAGUCUCCUUAGAACUUGAGAGUUUGGGAUAUUCUACGCAGCUGAUACCAUUACCAGUGAAGGAUUGUUUAAGUGAAACAGUUUGGGAGGGUGUUAAACAGAAGUACUGGCAGUUAGAUACAUAUUACCUCCCUGUUUGUCAGUCUAUGAGCGAAUCAGAAUGAUAUUCUCUUCUAGCAGCAUUGAUAAUGUGGUUUCAGAUGAAUGUCUCCUAAGCUUCGUUUCUUUGCUUGUUGUGUAUGCAUUUUGUAACGAAUUUAAUAUUGGUAGUAACUUUCAUUUGCCGUUUACUCUUUUAAUGGUAUCCUUUUCUCAA